Molecule: messenger RNA, 1257 nt
Organism: Rodentolepis nana
Lineage: Eukaryota; Metazoa; Platyhelminthes; Cestoda; Cyclophyllidea; Hymenolepididae
Source: the annotation of a GenBank genome assembly
AUGCAAAACACUCAAGUAUAUACUGGGUCUAAGCGACGACACGACGGUGUUGCUCUAAAUCAAAAUUAUGGUGAUACCUCAGUUAAUCAAGCCGUCUAUGAAAAUUUGCAGGCAUUGAUUAGAACAAAGAAGAUAUUCGUCGGCGGAUUACCACAGAAUACAAAAGAGGAGGACUUGGUGAAGUUCUUCAGUCAAUUCGGUCCCGUCGACCACGCUGAUUUAAUAAGAGAGAAGGAAAAUGGACGCUUUCGAGGAUUUGGAUUUGUCUACUUUAUGAAUGAGGCAACGGCAGAGAGUGUCAUUCACCAUAAAUACUUCUGCAUUAAUGAUAAAAAGGUUGAAGUUAAAAAAGCCCUUCCAAAAGAAGUUCUCGAAAAUCAAAAUGCUGCGCUUCAAGCAGCGGUGUCAAUGGUUUCCGGGCCAAACCCCAAUUCGUAUCUCACACCGGCAGCUAACAAUCAUCCUGUUGCGCCUGUUGCUGCUGGACCAUCGAAUCCCACGUUAAAUCCUCUCGCAAUUCCACCAAGUUAUCUGCAAGGCACUGGUUUAAAUAAUUCAGCAAAUCCCGCUCUUCCGGUUCGGCAACAACCUGCCCCACAAGUUCCACAGCAACCAAGACUUCCCCUACCUACUAAUAUGCCCUACGCACUUACCCAAGAUCAGAUAGCUCAGAUUCUCCUUUCAACUUUACAGACUGCUCAACCAUCACCAUACCCUAGCGCCCAACCUAUAGUGUAUAAUCCAAAUACACUCAUGGCGGAUUUUUCACAACUACCAUACGCGGGUAUAAAUCCAGCGCAAUUAAUCCAAGGCUUGAAUGGCAACACCCAGGCUGGGUAUUAUAACCAGGUUCCAAUGGCUCCACCCCAACAACUGGAUCCAUUUUCACAGUACUGCGCAGCUCAGCUCGGUCAACUGAAUCCCACAGCCGCGGCCCUAUUGCAACAAAUUCAAGCUGGACAAGCGAUGCGUAUUCCCAUUCCAACUGCUCCUACACCUAUUCCAACGAAUACGAUCACUUAUGGUCAAGCAUUACCAACACAGGAUCGAUUGACUAUCCCUUUGCCAAGUGCCCAACCAGCCAUUGUUCAGCAUGGACCCAAACUAAACAACCAUGGCAGUGCUACUGGGCAACCCGCCUCAUCAAGUAACCCAAAACCGUCGAAUUCAACUGAAAAACAACCUCCAGUACCUCAAAUCAAGACGGAAUUGGCCGAUGGUACUUCGGGUUCAUUGCCGAACAAAAUGCCUCGGUAA